Molecule: messenger RNA, 1365 nt
Organism: Aureobasidium musti
Lineage: Eukaryota; Fungi; Ascomycota; Dothideomycetes; Dothideales; Saccotheciaceae
Source: the annotation of a GenBank genome assembly
AUGCCUGUUACAGUGCUUUCGGACCACGAUGUCCAAAGAGUAUUGCACUCUCUUACCAGCCAGGAUGUCAACGAUAUACAGCAAUCCCUCGCCGAUGCGCUGCAUCAGUACUCUACCGCUGGAGAAGAAGACGGCUGUUGUUCAGCCUAUCAGCCCCAACGAAUUCAUAUGAACCGUACCGAUGGAGCGACAAGCUUGUUCAUGCCAGCAUCUAGCAGUUCUGGCAUGGGUGUCAAGGUCAUCACUCUGGAUUCUGUCAAGAAACCAGAAAUCGUACCGGAUCUCAAACGCCUUUCUAUCGCCUCGACAAAGUCGACACAUUCAACUUCUACCAGUGGCUCCAAGUCCCGCCCUACAUCCAUGUCUGGUCCCAUUCUCCCCUCCUCGACUCCGGAGGACUCAAAGCCAGCUACUGCACCUCGCGGAUCGCUGACCUUGUUCGACGACCAGGGGAACCCUAGUGCCCUGGUGAAUGCUGAAGAGCUCACUGCUUUCCGUACAGCUUUGACUAGCUGCAUGCUUCUCAAGAGAAGACACAAGGUGCACGACCUUACCGUCUUCGGCGCAGGCAAACAGGCCUACUGGCACAUUCGCCUGGCUCUACUUCUCCGUGGUUCAGAGAUUCAUCACGUCAAUGUCAUUAACCGCUCUUUCGACAGAGCACGAGAGAUGCUGAUGAGGCUGUACAACCCUUUCCCUGAUGAUCCGGAAUUUGAGAACCCUCUAGGCCACAAAUUUGGAAGCAAGACAAAAACCAGUAUUCUCACCACAGGUCAUACUGAGUACACACGUUUGCUCAAGGAAUACGUUCGAGGUGCACAUGUCAUCUUUUGCACCACGCCAAGCACACAGCCACUCUUCCCUCCGAGCUAUCUGUUGAAUCCGGAAGGUCGCAANAAGGGUCGCUACAUUGCAUUGAUUGGUUCAUACAAGCCUCACAUGAUCGAAUUGCAUCCCGACAUCAUCAAGAAUGCAGUCGCACCUCACCACGAACACCGCCACUUUCACAAGCAUCAACAAGAGGGCGGCGCAAUCAUCGUCGAUAGUGUCGAAGCAUGCUUACAGGAAGCUGGGGAGCUUAUUCAAGCAAAUGUACAACCCGAUCAGGUCGUCGAGAUAGGCGAGCUUGUGAUGCUGAGACGUGAGGCUGAGAAGGCAGCAGCCGAGGCAGCACAGAAGGGUGACGUUGACAACAAGGGUGAAGGUAUCCAGGUAUCUGAUAAUUCGGGACUGAAAGAAUGGCUCUGCAAGGGCAAUGUUAUUGCAAAGAUUGUUGGACUAGGUCUUAUGGAUGUGGUCGUCGGCAAUGAAGUGGUCAGGAUAGCUCGUGAGCGUGGUAUUGGCACGCACAUCGCCGAGUUCUAA